AUUAUCAUCCCUGGUAAUGGAAUGUGAUUGCAGGGGCGGUGUCAUUCCAAGCUGCCCCCAGUCCCUCAGGGACAGGGUGGAGCCAGGCCUUGGUCCCAAGUGUCAGAAUCAAAGUCCAGAGCUGCCCACCUGGAGGUAGGCGGGGCUCUCACCUAAUGAAGGGGCUCUCAUGAUCUGGCCCGGGGAGCCCUAAGCAGAUGAUUGGCCAUUUUCUCCGCUGACCCGAUGCACGGAUGCCGUGGCCAUUGGGUUCAUGGGGCGUCUGCUCCGGGCCUGGCGAGGGCUGGAAACCUGACCAGGUGUCCCACGCAGACUCGGCUCUGCUGGGAGCCAGAGGCGUCCUCUCUCAGGUGAGACCCUGCAUCUGGGGGAAUGUGCCUUCCCAGGAAGACACAUCAAAUCUGGGCUAAAGGAUGAUUAGAAACGGCUAGACUCUGCCUUCUGUGGCUCAGGGGAAGACCCUGAACUUGAACUUGGGAAAGGAGCCACGACCAAAGUUGUCUGGGCCUCAGGCCUUUCUCAGAAUGAGAUGGUCCUCCCUGCAGGGAGUUGCCCGUGUGCACGUGCACCCGGCUGGUCCCCCGGGGAGAGGAGCCCCUUUUGCACCCGGAGCGCCUCCAGUCCCAGGUUAAGCAGCCUCUCUCAGCCCCUGCCUGGCUGUCCCCCUCCCAGGGCACCGUGCACAAAGGGGGUUCGAAGCAGGACAAUUCCAGCUGAGGAUCAAGCUUUUUCUGUCCUAAGAGGAACCAAGAAAUGUCUCUGCAAAAGGAGAAGUGUGUCGCCGUGGCCCCGGAUGAAUACCCCACCUCUGUCCCCACUUGAGCCCCCGUUCACUGGAAAGCCACAAACAUUCCAAGCCCUGACUUCCACAGAAUCAUCUCAAGUUCUUCGAACUCCACUGGUCCAGGGAAGGAUGGGAGGAAGCGCUGACGGGCGGGGCCAGAUCCCAGCGAGGUUAAAUAGGUCACCUCCGCCCUGGGCGCCCAUCCCGUCUCCCCGGGCUGAGGGACCGCACGCAGAGGCCUUCUCUGGGCUCCAGCACCAUGACCCCAUGGAAGACGCUGCUCCUGCUCACCCUCCUCCUGGGGGCUUCCUUGCAGGUCGCCCGUGCAGCUCGAGGGAUCAACGUGGGCCGGGAGUGCUGCGUGGAGUACUUCAAAGGGGCCAUCCCUGUGCGGAGGGUGGUGCGGUGGUACCGGACCUCGGAGGAGUGUCCCAGGGCUGCUGUCGUGUUUGUAACUGUCCAGGGCAGGUCCAUCUGUGCGAACCCCAAGGAAACCACGGUGAAGAAGGCGAUCAAAUACUUGCGAACCAUCAUGAAGUCACAUGACCCCAGGGUCCAGGAGUCCUGAUUUCUCCCUGGACCAGUGGAAACUUCCGGUGCCUCAGUGUUCACUACCCCAACCCCCCAGCGGCCUGGGUCCAGUGGGGGCCGCCCAGGGACCGCAUACCAUCCCUUUCCCAACUGGAACCGAGGCAUGAAAGGCCCCCAUUAAAGUCUUUC
This is a messenger RNA of Myotis daubentonii (Daubenton's bat), 1504 nucleotides long. RefSeq names its product C-C motif chemokine ligand 17 (gene CCL17). Gene Ontology annotation, molecular function: chemokine activity. NCBI's taxonomy places the organism in Eukaryota, Metazoa, Chordata, Mammalia, Chiroptera, Vespertilionidae. Gene Ontology annotation, cellular component: extracellular region. The record is from RefSeq and is a predicted model, not a curated record. Gene Ontology annotation, biological process: immune response.